Molecule: messenger RNA, 858 nt
Organism: Diplodia corticola
Lineage: Eukaryota; Fungi; Ascomycota; Dothideomycetes; Botryosphaeriales; Botryosphaeriaceae
Product: regulatory protein cys-3
Exons: 2
Coding region: 1-858 (285 amino acids)
Biological process (GO): regulation of transcription by RNA polymerase II
Cellular component (GO): nucleus
Molecular function (GO): RNA polymerase II transcription regulatory region sequence-specific DNA binding; DNA-binding transcription activator activity, RNA polymerase II-specific
Source: RefSeq, a predicted model, not a curated record
AUGUCUGGAUACGCCGGCCGCAAGGCACCGAACGUGUCGCAGUACAUCCAGGAUCUCAACACCGUCCCAACGCCGCAGGAGCUGGCACAGCCCAAGGACAACUUCGCUCUCGACGACGAUCUCUCGCUGUUCACAAACACCGAGUUUUUCGACUUCGACCUGGGCACGUCGCUCCCGGACGUGUCGCAGGCGGCGGCGCUCGACAAGUUUGACCCGCACGCCGAGGAGCGUGCGCAGCGCCGCAACGCCUCGAUUGCAUCGUCGUACGGGGCGGCACCGCAGCAGCAGCAGAAGCAGAACAUGGACUUCAACUUCACUGGCGAGUUCCAAUCGCUGGACUUUUCCUUCCCCGUUGGCGGGCUGUCGGACCCCAACUUCCAGCACCAGCCGAACCCGUAUCCCGUCCAGCACCAGAACGGCACCAGCACCUCGUCGCCCAUCUCCGCCACCUCGCCGACCACGCCCGGCGCCGGCAAGCGCAAGCUCGAUGGCCUGACCCCGCAGGCCGCCCAAAACAUAUCCAUCGAGGAUGUCUCCCGCUACGCCGCCGAGGAGGACAAGCGCCGCCGCAACACGGCCGCCUCGGCCCGCUUCCGCAUCAAGAAGAAGCAGCGCGAGCAGCAGCUCGAGAAGACGGCCAAGGAGAUGACGGACAAGGUGUCGUCCCUCGAGAGCCGCGUCGCGCAGCUCGAGAUGGAGAACAAGUGGCUCAAGGGCCUCAUCACCGAGAAGAACGACGGCAAGAACACCAGCGAGUUCGCCGAGCUCUACCGCAAGUUUAUCGGCAACGACAUCAGCAAAGAGGAGAGAAGUAAGGGGGAGAACAAGGACGGCGUCGGCACCAAGAGCGAGGCCUAA